AGUGAAUCUUGUUCAGUUUAAGUGAGUUCGGUGCACAUAUAUUGGAUUAUUAAACAUGAAGUUAUUAAUUAUUACAUCUUGUUUAUUGUCCCUUUCGGCGGCCCAAUAUUACCAUCAUGCUACCAUUGGUCAUGAUGGCCACCCAUUGGAAACCCCGGAAGUUCAGCAAGCAAAAUCCCAUCAUUUUGCUGCUCACGCACAGUCUCUACAAAGGGCGUACCACCCUCAACACUACAUGCCUCAAAUGUAUGGCCAUGUACAUUCGGCACACCCUGUAGACACCCCUGAGGUUGCUGCUGCCAAAAUUCAACAUCACCAUGACUUCGCCAUUGCCGCACGAAGAAAUGGUGUUUACGUACCACAUGUUCACCAACACGCUGGACUUCACCAAUAUCCCGUGGAUACCCCUGAAGUCCAGCACGCUAAAGCUCUACACUUUGCAGCCCACGCCAAAGCCAGAAGUGGACUUCACUACAGAAAGAGACGAUCUGUGUACGGAUACUCAGGAAAUCACUACGAAGUCCCAGCAAUUGCUCAUGAUGGAACUCCAUUGGAUACCGCUGAAGUAGCAGCCUUAAAAUCUGCCCACUUACAAGCCCACAAUGAAGCCCUUCAACGUAUCCACCACGCAAGAUCCCAACAACCUCAUUACCACAACCAUGACGAUGGCCAAUAUCACCAUCACCAAGCCAGUCCCUACCACCAAGGAUUUUCAUCCAACCACUACAACAAUUUUGCCCCUGCACCAGCUCAAACCUAUCCUGCAUACCAUCAGAAUUACAACGGGGCCCCAGUAGAUACCCCUGAGGUACAACAUGCCAAAGCAGCGCAUUUGGCUGCACAUGCUAAAGCUAGAGGAUUUUAUUAAAUGUUUUUGUUUUUAAUAAUUUUGUUAUUGCUAGUUUUUUAAGAAAUAAAUUUUAUACCAA
Brassicogethes aeneus is the source of this 929-nucleotide messenger RNA. Lineage: Eukaryota; Metazoa; Arthropoda; Insecta; Coleoptera; Nitidulidae. The record is from the annotation of a GenBank genome assembly.